Molecule: messenger RNA, 321 nt
Organism: Iphiclides podalirius (scarce swallowtail)
Lineage: Eukaryota; Metazoa; Arthropoda; Insecta; Lepidoptera; Papilionidae
Source: the annotation of a GenBank genome assembly
AUGGGCCCCUGCCUGGCUCUUUGCGUGUUGGGAUGCGCCAAGUCGUUCUUUUUCGUCAAAAAUACUGACAAGAUCGUGAAACUGAUAUGGUCAGCAAUAUUGGCGGAGUUCACUGUUCUGGGACCGGACAGCAUGUUCUAUACGUCGUGUAUGCUGUUAAAUUUAAAAUUCUUUCAACUGAAACAAGAAAUUGAGGUGAUUUUUGACGAUGAAAAUGAUGGUACAAUUUCGUAUGGCGAUAUUAGAUCGGAACUUGCGCUGGUAGUUGAUCGUCAUAUACAUUUGCUACGCGGCGCGGAAUUAUUAAGAGUCCAUUUAUUC